Messenger RNA from Grus americana (Whooping crane), 1399 nucleotides. Its product is annotated as collagen alpha-1(I) chain-like. Bases 1 to 1128 code for a protein of 375 amino acids. The transcript is spliced from 4 exons. The record is from RefSeq and is a predicted model, not a curated record. Lineage: Eukaryota; Metazoa; Chordata; Aves; Gruiformes; Gruidae.
AUGGACGAUAGUCGAGCUACACCAGAGGUAUCACCAAGGCCAGAAAGGCCCACACCGCAUAUUGUGACCACCUCCACGAAGAAGAAAAGGCAAGUUACAGUUGUAGGGGACUCCCUUCUGAGGGGUACAGAGGGCCCAGUAUGCAGGGCAGACCCUCCUUUUAGAGAAGUCUGCUGCCUCACUGGGGCCCAUGUUAAAGAUGUUACGAGGAAACUCCCCAGCCUGACUGCCGGUACGGGUGUCCCCCGGGAUAGCCGCAGAUCCCAAAGCCGCCGCGGGACCAGCCCCCGGGAGCACCCAGCGGGCGGGCCAGCCCGGCGCUGCGGGGAGACACGGCCGCUCCUGCCGGUUCGGCCCGCGGCUCCCGCCAGGGUCGGCAGCGACGAGGUCGAGGAGAACUUUCCGCAGGGAUGGGGCCCGCCGAGGGGCCGGCCGCGGGGCCUGCCGAGCCGCGGGGCGACCGGCGCCGUCCCGCAGGCCCCCCGGGGGCGGCCCGCCCCGCCGCCGCGGGCGGGAGGAGCGGCGGCAAGGUCGCCUUCACCUCGGCCACCGCCGCGCCGCCUCCCGCCGCCCGCCUCAUGCCCGCGGCGCUGCGAGAGGCGCUCCGCGGGGCCCAGCAAACAGCCUGCCGGGCCUCCCUCGCCGCUGGGCCGCCGCCCUCUUCCCGCCUCCUGCCGCGCCGCUGGGAGGCCGGGCCGGGCAGGACCGGGCCGGGCGAGCGGCACCUGCUGCCGGGGCGCGACGAAACCUGACAGGGGAACUGCUCGCCCCAGCACUCGCCGCCUGGUGAGGGCCCGGCCCGGCCCGGCCUUCGCAGCAGCCUUCGGUGGUGGGCGGCUGAGGGACGCGGGUGACCCGCCGUGUCGUGGACUCCCGCCCCGGGGGCGAAGCCCGCCGCAGCAACGCCCUCCCGAAAUACCAAGACAUUACCGUCUGCUGCUGGGGCUAGACGGGAGGCACCGCGCUGAAGCGGUCUGGGCGACUGGUCCUCCCGGCCUGGCAAAGGUCCUGCUGCCAUCUGAGAAAAUCUCCAGUUACUUUUAUGCAGAUGAAGUAAUCUACCUCUCACCAUCCCACCCGGCCUUCUGUGCUCCUGCCGAGGCGGCUGAGCGCCAGGAGGCUGCUUAGAAGAGAUGAAUGAAACUGGUGGUGUGAUUACGGCUUGUGAGCUGACUGAGCAUAUUGUGUACAAGAUACGACAUACAGCUAUUGCUACUCACAGACUGGAAGUGUGUGUAUAUAAUUGUUAUUCGCUCCUAUUCUACUACUGACGUUCAUAAAAAACUCUUCUGGUACCCAUCGGAAAAUGGGCUAAAUUUUGUAACCAAUCUAUGAAAAUCCUACACAGAAAUAUGAGCCUGUAGGGCCACUCUGCUGCGUUUAUUUUUCCAAUAAAUUG